Messenger RNA from Plasmopara halstedii, 2208 nucleotides. Its product is annotated as 3 (2)-bisphosphate. The record is from RefSeq and is a predicted model, not a curated record. Gene Ontology annotation, biological process: phosphatidylinositol phosphate biosynthetic process. Lineage: Eukaryota; Oomycota; Peronosporomycetes; Peronosporales; Peronosporaceae. The transcript has 4 exons. The coding region runs from base 1 to 2208 and encodes 735 amino acids.
AUGACAACAACAUCCAGCCCAAAAUUGCGUACGCUACUGUCGGCAUGCUUUUCCGCUAGUGUUCACGGAGGUCGCGUCAUUCGCGAAGUCGUACAGCAACAUAUUGCACUUGAUCUGGUGAACAAACAGGAAGGCGCGUACGAUCCACAAACUGUAGCAGAUCGUCGGUCUCAACAGCGAAUUAUUUACGCGCUACGUCAGGCAUUUCCAAAUGUGACUAUUGUAGGUGAAGAAGGUGAAUUAGCACCUCCAGCACUUGAAGAUGCAGUACAGUGCGAUCUCCAGGCGCUUGAAUCCAUUGCGUUCAACAGUGACUGUUCGCUAGACUGGGACGAUCUCGUGCUCUGGGUCGAUCCGUUAGAUGGCACGAAACGCUUUGCAGCGAAAGUAUACGAGGAGGUUUCGGUACUUAUUGGCAUUACGUACAAAAUGCGCCCUAUUGCUGGCGUCGUGCAUUUGCCAUUUCACGGUCGAUACGGGAUCACUUAUUGGGGUGGUCCAAACGUUGGCGUUUAUCGCACUGAACACGGCAAGACGGAUGCGCAAGUGACACACAUUCCGAUGUCGAGUCCCUUGGCUACACGUCCCCAUCGACCACUUAUCUGCACCGUUUCGUCCACUGCGUGCGACCAAGUGGACAAUGUCGUACAAUUAUUGAAUCCCUCUACAGUGUUAACGGGCGGUGCCACAGGCACGAUGGUACUAGGUGUCAUUAUUGGUCAUAGUGACGUCUUCUUUCGACUGAAAGCAGCCACUCGCAAAUGGGAUAUUUGUGCUGUCGAGCCUUUGAUUGAGGCGCUUGGUGGCAAACUCACUGAUACGCACGGUCAUGUCUACGUGUACGAUCACAUCAAAAACGCCCCGGAAUAUGACAACGAACGCGGACUUGUUGCGGCUUUGACAUGUGAUACGCACGAGCAUGUACUUAACGUGCUGGCCAAGGUCACUUUGACGAGAGCUUUGGAUGGCCAGAUGAUGACGCCAAAGUGGUUUCAAGAGUAUGUGUUUCCAGGACAUCAAGUGUCAAAAGUGCAUGUCGUUUCAAAUUCCAUUCAUUUUGGUCCACACUCUUCCGUCGUCAAACUCAAGGUACAAUUCAUUGAUCCUAAUCGUUCAGUAACAAUCUUUCUUAAAAAAUCCGCAAGAAAUGAGCUGCCAGCACGAUCGGUAGCUCAGUGGAAACGUGAUCUUGCCUCGUAUCGUACUGAAACAAAUUUCUACGCACACUUUGUACCAUUGUUGCUUGCUCACGGUGUACCUCUCAUUCGACCACUUGCAGUGUUUCAAAGUGAUCGUGUAGGUCACUGUACACAAAGUCUUGUCGCCACUGUUGCGAACGAGGAACAAAAGUGUACGGACCCUGAAAGUUUUAUGUUGUUGCUCGAAUGCCUCGGUACAGAAAGCACGGUGCCAUCUUCACCAUCCGUACACUACGAAGCCGCCGAUUGCCUUGAGCUUGACGACACACGACAAGCGUUAAAGUAUCUUGCACAUUUGCACGCAUCGGCAUGGGGCCAAGACGAGUUUCUUGCCAAAAUUCGUACAGCAUUGUGGCCACAUGCAUGUUGGUGGACAUUGCCAAAACGUGGUGAAAUGGAACUGGCACAAUGUAUUGACGUUUGGGCUCGAAUGCUCAACAGUUGGCAACAAGUGUUUCGAACCGAUGCAACUUUGUCAGCAACGAAUGCACUGUCGACAAUUGGAGAACGAAUGAUACAACAUGCUGUGUACAUUUCGAGUAACCUUCAUGACGCAAGUUUGACUACAUUAGUUCAUGGCGACUUUAAAAGUGCCAAUUUAUUCUUUGAAUCGCAAUCGCGUCAAGUGAUUGCGUUUGAUUGGCAAUGGACUGGCUUGGGUCUUGGUGUCCUGGACGUGGCCAAUCUUCUUAAUACAUCGGUGAGUAUUUCACUACUGGAUACAGACGACAAAGAGCGUGAGGUGUUGCAGUUCUAUUACGAGAGUCUGCAUGAAAAAUUGGGCACGACUCAUUUUCAUUUGCGUGAAAAGUACCCAUUUCCUGCGUUUGAGCGCCAUUACAUGUUGGCAACAUUAGAAUAUGCACGGAUUUUAAUUUCUAAGUUUUGGAAAGAGCUGACGCCACAGAAGUGCGAAGCUAUGGCGCACAAAACCAACUGUGGACUUGGAUAUCGGAGCAUCCCACACGUUGUACGCAUGUAUACGGAUGUAAAGUACUACGAUAUAUGA